Talpa occidentalis (Iberian mole) is the source of this 686-nucleotide messenger RNA. Its product is annotated as proprotein convertase subtilisin/kexin type 5-like. The transcript is spliced from 3 exons. Lineage: Eukaryota; Metazoa; Chordata; Mammalia; Eulipotyphla; Talpidae. The record is from RefSeq and is a predicted model, not a curated record. The annotation marks the transcript as partial.
GGGCUUCUAUGCAGAAAAUGACACAUGUGAACACUGCAGCUCUUCUUGCAAGACAUGUGAAGGAAAUGCCACCAACUGCCACUCAUGUGCAGAAGGCCUUGUCCUGGAGCAGGGAAUGUGCCAGAAAACGUGCUCCAAGAGGCAUGUGGCCAUGGAGGGGGUGUGCAAGCCAUGUCCGGAGAUGUGUGAGGAUUGCAUCCAUGAGAAAAUAUGCAAAGAGUGCAUGCCUGACACCUUCCUGCAUGAAGGCACGUGCCUUCAGUCCUGUCCCAAGAAGUUCUACAAAGACGCAGGCCACUGUGUCCGCUGCCACCAAGACUGUCUAGAGUGCAGCGGCCCGUCAGCAGAGGACUGCAGCAGCUGUGCUAUGUGGUUGCUGUCGUAUCUCUACCACGGGCGGUGUUUGGCAGCGUGUCCAGCAGGAACUUACCAUGAAAGGUGGACUGAUGACUGCAAAGAUUGCCAUGAGUCCUGCCAGACCUGCUCGAAGGCUGACACCUGCCAGACCUGUCAGAAAGGCCUGACGAUGAACAGCCAUGGGGAGUGCGUGCCUCACAAGGAAUGUACCGUCUCUGAGUACUGGCAUGAGUCUCUGGGGUGCCAGCCCUGUCACUCUAAGUGCUUCCGCUGCAGGGGGCCUGCUGAGGACCAGUGUCACAGCUGCCCGAAGGAGAACCUUCUUCUCA